AUGGGUUCGAACAACGACAACAGCCCAAGCAACCUGUGGACCCGGCGAUCAAACAGCAGCAAGCUCUCACUCUCGGUCAACAAGAACGAUCGAAACGAUACCCGCGAUAGCCACGAUACUCCUUCGACGAAGAGAUUCGGGAGUUCAAGCAGCCACGGAAAGAACAAUCCCUUCAACUCGAUCGGUCCCAUAUCGACGUCGUCAGUCGCAUCACCCACGGGCACUGGAGCUUCAUCUGCCUUUGGCUUAGGUAGUGGAGCAUUCGCGAGCUUCGGUGCUACGGGUAAGACCCCCAAAACGCCAGGAGGCUCAUUCGACUUGACAAAGAGCCUCGACAAGAGGGACUCAUCCGAGGACAACGCAAAGGACAGCAGAAGGCCGCCCGCGCGAAAGUCGUUAUCGAACUUUGGCAUCGAAAAAGGCGCUGCCGAGCCUCCUGCGUCUUCUUCGAAAGAGACUGCAGUUUUGCACCCGCUCAAGGACAACUGGAUAAUAUACUACCGCAAGCCGACGAGCAAGAACAGCGACUACGAGAAAUCAAUCACGCCCAUGUGCAGGAUAGGUACGGUGGAGGAUUUCUGGAAGGUAUACGUACACCUCACCAGGCCCAGCGGUCUGCCGACUGUGAGUGACUACCACUUCUUCAAGGAGGGAAUACGGCCUGUUUGGGAAGAUGAAGAGAACAAGAAGGGUGGCAAGUGGACAAUGCGCUUGAAGAAGGGCGUGGCAGACCGGUACUGGGAGGACUUACUCAUGGCGAUGGUCGGCGACCAAUUUGCAGAAGCUGGUGAGGAGGUCUGCGGUGCGGUCGUCAGUGUCAGGAUUCAGGAGGACGUGUUCUCCAUCUGGACGAAGAACGACGGCGGCAGGAAUAUCAAGAUACGAGAGACGAUUAAGAGAGUCCUGUCAUUACCUCCGGAUACCAACUUGCAAUGGCGCAGCCACGACGAAAGCAUCACGCAGCGGAUCGAAGUCGACAAGGCGCGCCAGGAGAAAGCGAAUCAGGACAAGAACAGGCGUAACACGCUUGUUGGCGACAAGAAGAAGGAUGAGGAGUAG
Molecule: messenger RNA, 1059 nt
Organism: Fulvia fulva
Lineage: Eukaryota; Fungi; Ascomycota; Dothideomycetes; Mycosphaerellales; Mycosphaerellaceae
Product: Eukaryotic translation initiation factor 4E type 2
Exons: 2
Coding region: 1-1059 (352 amino acids)
Biological process (GO): translational initiation
Cellular component (GO): cytoplasm; eukaryotic translation initiation factor 4F complex
Molecular function (GO): translation initiation factor activity; RNA 7-methylguanosine cap binding
Source: RefSeq, a predicted model, not a curated record